Molecule: messenger RNA, 1960 nt
Organism: Sclerotinia trifoliorum
Lineage: Eukaryota; Fungi; Ascomycota; Leotiomycetes; Helotiales; Sclerotiniaceae
Source: the annotation of a GenBank genome assembly
UUGUUAUUCAUUUUUGAGUUUGAAUGGAGAUGAUACUGAGGAAUCCUCCUUGAGUUCUUGAGAUUGAUUUUCUGAGAUUUAUCUGUUUUGCUUGUGAAUGGGAAUUUAUGUUCAGUUGUGAUAUUGUUAGUUGAGGAGUUAAGCAAGCAAGUAAGCAAGUAAGCAAGUAAGCAACCAGGCAAGAACGCGGCCAUGAAUUCACAACGAAUUGGAGGAUGUCUUUUACGACGUGGUAAAGGGGGAAUAUCUACAUCGUUUUUGAGAAGUAGAAGGAAUGGAAUAUGGUUGGGAAGAUGCCAUUCUACUAUGGGUCCGAGCCAGAAGCCUGGUUCUGCAGGGUAAGUUCCAUUGCUCGGAACAAGAGUACAACAUAGCUAACGACGCAAUAGAGUACGAUUCCCUGGAGCGGUAGACAGCAAAUUUACAUCUUCACUCUCGUUCGAAUAUCCUUCAACCUAUACCGCUAUCCCAACCUACCGCACUAUGUCUCCCGACGGCGAUAUUCUCGAUCCAUCCGUCGUGCUCCCUUCAGAUGAAGCGGCUUUAGAAAUGUAUCUCAACAUGGUCAGAGUAUCUAUCAUGGAUGUUAUAAUGGUUGAAGCGCAGCGUCAAGGACGUUUAUCAUUCUACAUGCCGAGUCAGGGUGAAGAGGGUACAUGUGUGGGCUCUGCAGCUGCAUUGGAAAAAGAUGAUGUGAUUUUUAGUCAGUACAGAGAAGCGGGAGUGUUUAUGCAGAGGGGAUAUACGCUUGAAGACUUUAUGAGCCAGCUUUUUGCUAAUAGGAAGGAUAAGGGAAGGGGAAGGAAUAUGCCGGUGCAUUAUGGAAGUAAGGAGCUGAAUAUUGUGAGUAUUCCUCAACUAUUACCCAACUUUGAUAUCAAGAAAUUGGGGGAAAAAUGACUCAAUGGCUAAUAAAUACAGCACUCCAUAUCAUCACCCCUCGCAACUCAAAUCCCUCAUGCUGCCGGUGCGGCUUAUGCAUUGAAAAUGCAACGUCUUUCCAACCCAUCUCUCCCUCCACGAGUAGUAGCAUGCUACUUUGGCGAAGGAGCUGCCUCUGAAGGUGACUUCCACGGUGCUCUCAACAUAGCAGCUACACGUUCCUGCCCCGUGAUCUUCAUAUGUCGCAACAACGGAUACGCCAUCUCCACUCCAACACUCGAACAGUACCGCGGCGACGGAAUUGCCAGCCGAGGAACAGGUUACGGAAUCGAUACCAUCCGAGUCGAUGGGAACGACAUCUGGGCCGUACUGGAAGUAACCAAAAAAGCGCGCGAACUAGCACUAAAAGAUGGUGGACGACCCGUCCUCAUCGAAGCAAUGUCCUACCGAAUAUCCCACCAUAGUACCUCUGACGAUUCCUUCGCCUACCGCGCACGUGUCGAAGUAGAAGAUUGGAAACGUCGUGAUAAUCCCAUAACAAGACUUCGAAAAUACCUCGAGAAAAGAAAUGUAUGGGACGAAGCCAAAGAAAUAGAAGCUAGAACGAAUAUCAAAAAAGAAGUCUUGAAGACACUGAGCGAAGCGGAAAAAGAAAAGAAACCCCCGAUUAAAAGUAUGUUUGAGGAUGUGUAUAAGGAGAUGACGCCGGACUUGAAGGCGCAGAUGCAGGAGUUGAGAAGGGUUAUGGAGGAGUAUCCUGAUGAGUAUGAUGUUGGGGAGUUUGAGGGAGGGGUGGCGAGUUUGAAGUGAGUGAGGUGUAUAUUGGUGGUGUGUGGUGUGUGGUGUGUGGUUAAGGAAGAGGGAAAUGAAUGAGGAAUGUAGAACGGAGAUAGAAGAGGAAAGAAGAGAAAUUGGAGUGGGAAUAGACGAGCUUAUGAGAUUAUGAUUGUAAAUGAGCAUGAGCUUGGGAAUGGAUUAACUCUAGCAUGCACUAGCGAGAAAUAGCACAGUACUGUACAUUAAAGUAUGAAUAAGACUUCUUGAUGUACUACUAUAUAACCAGUUAUCAGCCCCAAAU